Aspergillus novofumigatus IBT 16806 is the source of this 327-nucleotide messenger RNA. RefSeq lists its product as uncharacterized. NCBI's taxonomy places the organism in Eukaryota, Fungi, Ascomycota, Eurotiomycetes, Eurotiales, Aspergillaceae. The record is from RefSeq and is a predicted model, not a curated record. The transcript has a single exon. The coding region runs from base 1 to 327 and encodes 108 amino acids.
AUGCCGAGCUCCUGGCAGCGCCUGGUCAUAUCGGCCCAUAAUGCGACGAGCGGCACCACAACAAUGGUGGUGCCCCCAGGGGUGGCGAACGCGGGCACCAUGAACAACAUACUCUUCCCUCCACCCGUGGGCAUUACUGCGACCACGGGGCUCUCCCCCGCUGGAUGGCGCGCAUGGCCGGGUCCUGGACCCCCGGAACUGCAUAGCAGGCCGCCCCAUCAUGCGCUGCGCGGCAGCCUCCAGAUCCAUUGUUGCCAACUAGUGGCGGCAUUCCAUAUGGCUGACCUCGGCCUCAUCCUCCCACAGGGCCCGUUUGCGCUUGCCUAA